Messenger RNA from Penaeus vannamei (Pacific white shrimp), 4420 nucleotides. RefSeq names its product zinc finger protein 605. Lineage: Eukaryota; Metazoa; Arthropoda; Malacostraca; Decapoda; Penaeidae. Gene Ontology annotation, molecular function: DNA-binding transcription factor activity; RNA polymerase II cis-regulatory region sequence-specific DNA binding. The record is from RefSeq and is a predicted model, not a curated record. Gene Ontology annotation, biological process: regulation of transcription by RNA polymerase II.
AUGGCUUUACACUCGCGGUCUCUAAACUCGUUUGUUUACAAGAUUGACGCCUUUCUGUCACAUAUCAUUGUCUCUCAAGGUGAGGGGACGAUGUCAGACCCACCUGAUAGAACAAACGAUGUGCUCGACAUCUCGCAGUUCCUCAAUGUGUAUGUGUCAGUGGAUGAAGAUCCCCAGGCUGAACCACUGGAGAGCUGGGAGGAUGAUCCUCUACGGGACACAGGGGUUCAAGAGGAAGAAAGAGCGACGUGGAUUAAUGAGCAAGGGAAUUCAAGCAUACAAGCUGGAGACAUAAUUCUUGCAAAUGGGAAGAAGUGUCCAUACUGCUUUAGACUGGUUUCCCGAAACAAGAUGAGAGUCCACCUGAGAACUCACACUGGGGAAAGACCCUACGUUUGCGAAGUAUGUCACAAAAGUUUUGCCCGCUCUGACAAGCUAAGCACCCACAAAAGAAUUCACACCGGAGAGAAGCCUUAUAUCUGCUUCUGUGGGAAGAGGUUCAGCCGCAUUGACCACCUGAAGAUGCAUGCUACAACCCACAAUGUAAGUGAGAACCAGCGUGAUGCUCUAUUGGAAGAGGCUAAGCACCUGGACCUAGUAAGUAGAGGGCUUCCUUUGCCCUUCACAAGAGCUCCUCUGUACACAUGCCCUUACUGUCAUAUGCAGUUCAAUCAGACCUACAAGUAUAAUAGACACUUGAGAGUUCACACAGGAGAAAAGCCAUUUGCAUGCUUCUGUGGUGCACAGUAUGCUCGGUCUGAGAGGCUGCGGAAGCACCAGAUAGAAAGGCAUGGGCAUAAUUUCAACAAAGAAACCUUAUCUCAAUCCUUCCCACAAUCCAGUGAAAUCAUGAUUACACCAAUACCUGAAGUUACCUUAGAAGCAAUAGAAGAUCCUGUUAUAAGUCCUGUCAUUGUAAAAGAAGACCCAGUAAAGGAAGAACUCAUCUGUCAGCCAGCAUCUAGCAAGGAUGUGAUGGAAAGUAUCUCCAAGGAAAUUGUCAUUCAGAAAAUAGACACAGUAAGUAAUGAAGAUGCUGAUAAGCUGAAUCAGCCAAAAAGAAAACUCAUUAAACGGAAUGGCCUAUACUGCUGUGAAUAUUGCUCCAAAACCUUCAAGAAGGCCCAUAAGCUCAGUAUUCAUAGAAGAAGUCACACAGGAGAAAAGCCACACUCAUGUGAGUCCUGUGGUAAGGCAUUUGCUCGCAAGGACCACAUGCUGAAGCACAUGAAUAUACACCUGAAGAGAAGAAGAAAUUCGCUAUUCUUGAGAAGCGUAAAUCAGAAUUUGUGGACAGACAUGGAAUCUGUUAAUUUUCAGGAGAUAAAGAUUGAAAAUGAGGAAAUUGAAGAUCAGUUUGAGACACAGUGUGCCAAAAAAGUGGAAGAAAAGAUAUACUCCUGUGAAAUAUGUGGCCAUACAUUUAAAAAGGUGUACAACCUUCAGUCUCAUAUGGAGAUACAUAGUGACAGAACACUUUUUGAAUGCAGUGUAUGUAAUAAGCAGUUCAAAGUUAAAAAGAAUUAUGAAGCUCAUCUUCUGAAUCAUGAAGAAACAACUUCAGGCCUGAUGGAAAAGGCAGCAGAAAAUACAAAUCUUGAGAAAGCUAGAAAUCAGCGUGCUCAAUGCACAGUCUGUGGGAAGUGGGUUGUGUCACAGAGCAGCCUAGAGACCCACAUGAGAUCACAUACUGGUGAGCGUCCCUUCAAAUGUGACAGAUGCAAUAAUGCAUUUAUGCGAAAAGGUGACAUGUUACGCCACAUGAAGUCUCAUACUGGUGAAAAACCAUACGUGUGUCAUUACUGCUCUGCGACUUUCUCAAGAAAGGACAAACUUGCAUUCCACAUCAAGAGGCAUGAUGAAUCAAAUGAGACAAGUGUAUAAUUCAGAGUUUUAUAUGAGCUUCAUACCAGUGAGAUAUUGUUUUGUUUUGUAUAAAGAGAUGAGCAUUUUCUAUUAUAUUCAAAGUAUAUAAAAGAAAAGAAGAAAAAAGUUAUAUUAUAUUGUAAAAACUUUUUCACAGCCAGAAUAUUCAACAAAAGAAAAAAGAUUAAGAGCAAAAUCUAGUCACAUACAGUAAUAUGAGUUGCUUUGCCAAUUUCUCCCAACAUGAACCAUCCUUAGCUGUUGGAGUGCAAUUUUACUUGUUUUACAUAUAGAGAUGUAUAUUCUUCACAUGAUCAUAUAAGAUAAGUACUUAGGACUUUAUUUUUUCUUUGUGCCAUUCUAAUACUGAGUAAUAUUGAAAAAAAUAGGGAAUUCAAUUAACUUGGAAGAUGUUGUUUUUAUCGCAUUUUACUUGAAGUCGUUGGUUUUUAUCACAAGGUUUAAAUGAAUCUUUUUAUGGCACAGAUACAUUUUGUAAUUCUAAUUAAUCUAAAAUAGAUCUUAUCCAAUCCACAGGGUGCUUUACCCUCCCCACCCCCUGCUCUUCCAUAGUAGUUAAAUGUUUGCGUGUUUUUCCCAAAAGGUAAACUGAAAUUCCUAUGGUUGAUGUGGGUUCUUCAUGGGGUCUGGCAAAAAAUAAAUGAUAUAAAAUACAAGUACCAGUAUCAAACUCAGGCAUUGUGGAGUGUGUUGCAGAAAGUACAUAACGCUCCACUGAUGUGUCAGUUGUUAAAGAGUUCUGUAUGGUAUGUCUAUAAAAUGUAGUGUGAUAAGAAUAGCCAUUUGUAUGGGCAUUUAUGGGUAGUCACCAAUAUAUUAUUUGAUUUAUUCCUUAUAUAUGGCAUUGUAAAAUAUGUCAGUAUCAGAAAUAAUGUUAUGUAAAUGAUUUUUUAAAAUCUGUGUUAUAUAAAAGGUAUUGGAUAGGGAUAUUGUUAAGAGUAUAUCUUGUUUAUUGACAUUGUCUAUAUUCAGAUGGUUACAGGUUUUAGUAGAUAGUAAUGUUACCAAAUGUUGUUUUGUUACACUUUUUGUAUAGUUGUUGGUGUGUGGCAGUUACUUGAUGUAGGUGGAAGAGUUUUGCUCAAAUUCCCCUUUAGGCUGGUAAUGUGAUGCUGUUCUUUCUCCAGUAAAGAGAAAAUAUUAACCAGUGUAUGAUGACAUUCUUAGGAAAUAAUUCUAUUUUUUUCCUCAAAGCCACAUCCAACUGCACCUCACGUUCUUGAUAUCACAGUUUAUGAAUCCUUUUAUGCUUAACAGAAGACACUCUGCCAUGUAUAAUUAUAAAAAUAUGUGCUGCAUCUGAAUGUGUUGGUAGCAUGAAUGUAAUAAUACCUUUAAUGAAUAUUUUGCAAUAUAAUGAUAAAUUAAUAUUUUGUUCCUGUUGUUAAUUAAGUUUGAGAUUAGUUGUUUUACAGAGAUGGUUGAAGGGAAAUUUUAAGUAUUAUAUUGGUAAAUUCUAUUGAUUUUGUUUUGCAAGAUCAACUUCAGAUAUUAUGACUACUGUUUGUAUGAUUAAUUUAUGACACAUUACUUCACUGGUACUCAGAAUAACAUUCCAUUAACGCCAUUUUUUAUACUUCAGUACCAGGAAUUAUUUUGGUUAUAACAACAUAUUGUCAACAUAUGUAUUUCAGUUUCACAAUUUGUGACUUUGAUAGAAUUGUGAUGGUAUCACUCCUGUAUGGUCUUGGGAGGAGUUUUUAAAGAUUGUUGAAUAAUAAGAGUUGUUAUUUUCUUGAAAUCUGAAUAUUUAGGACUCUCAUUAUAUUUGUACUUGACUUAGGAUAUGCAAUUUUCAUAUCAAAACAAAGGAAAAAUAAGUUGAAAAAUAAAAUACACUGGGUAAUUUGCAACAAUUUUGGAGAGCAGUACGAGGGAGAAUGAAUAAUUCAAAUUGCCUUUUGAAAUUUAUCUGAUUCAGGAGAAUAAUUACACAUGGCAGUUUGUUGGUUACAUUCUGAGCUGGAGUUUGUUGAGCACAUACACAGAUAUGUUAAGAUAUGAGGUAUUUCAAAGUUGUAUGAAAGUAGUUAGCAAAUUUGUACAUAAUGGCACUUCAGGAAAGAACAAGUCGAGCAGUUAUCACUACUGCUUUGAAAGGUUGCUGUGAAAUAUUUUCAUAAGUGGUUUCCAUGCAUGCAAUAUUUCUCAUGGAUUAGUAUAUGGAGCAGAAGAAAUAAGUCUGUGUAAAACAUUUUCUGAGCAAAAUAUUUUGUAGAACAUGCACUUUGUAAAUUUCAUACAUUUAAUGACUUAUUUGGGAUAUUUAGAUAGAGUAAUGUUGUACAUUUCAUAGUCAGGAAAUGGACAGAUAUUUACAUAAAAAUGGAAUGUAAAUAAUAAAGAAAUAUGAUUGUUAUAUGAAAAAGUAUACUUUACUGUAGGUAUGUAGAUAAUGUAAGCACAUAAGAAAAGCAUAGUCAGUAUCCAUCUGUGUUUAGUAAUAUGUCUUGAUAUACAGAAAAAAAAACAUUCUGAAUGUACACUUGGCAUGUGAUAAAACUCAUAGAGACAAAAUAUAUUUAAAAGAUGA